Molecule: messenger RNA, 1713 nt
Organism: Rotaria socialis
Lineage: Eukaryota; Metazoa; Rotifera; Eurotatoria; Philodinida; Philodinidae
Source: the annotation of a GenBank genome assembly
AUGGAUAUAUCUUUUAUAAAUAAUUUUCGAAAAAUAAAUGAUGAAGAUGAUCGACUUGUUACAGUAACACUUCUGAUUGAUAUUAUUUCAAAUUUACUGAAUGAUCGAAAUAAUGCUCGAAAUCAUACGUUGCCUGCAAAUUAUAUUCAAGAAACAUUCCAGAAAUAUUCAGCAGCUAUGGAUUGUCUCUUGACAGUUGGAUUUAAACAGGUCAGUGAUGAUUAUGUAUUCGAUCAAACAAUAUCAAAUGAACAGCUGCAAGAACUAGUUAAAUUACUGGAAAAUGAACUUGAUUCAACAUCUAUCGAUCAUUCUAAACAAAUAAAUUCUACAAAUAUAGAUCUUGGAAUCAUUGAUGAUGAAAAAACAAAACAUCAAUUAAUCUCAUUUAAUAAUCUUCAUAUUUCGUCUCAAUUUAAUAAUUUAAUACCAUUUGUAGCAAAAUUAGAACGUGUUCGAUCCUAUGAAGAUAUUAAUCUUCGUCGUUAUAUUCGUUCAUCAAUAAUUCCAUUAGAAGAUUUUAAUAGAAAAAUUUCAAAUCGAAAAUCUCAAAUAGAUAUUGAUAAACGUGAUUUAUUAUUACUUGAAUUAUUAAGAUGGUUUAAAGAAGAAUUUUUCACUUGGUUUGAUCGUCCGAAGUGUGAUCGAUGCAACAUUUUAAUGGACUUUUUUCAAUAUAUUCAACCAACAAGAGAAGAAAGAGAACAAGGUGACGCACAAAAAGUUGAACUUUACAAAUGUUCAACUUGUUUAUCUCAAUAUCGUUUUCCUCGUUUUAAUGCUCCAUUGAAAUUAUUAGAAACUCGUCAAGGUCGUUGUGGUGAAGCUGCUAAUCUGUUCACUUGUCUCAGUCGUUCAUUAUCAUUUGAGAGUCGUUAUAUUUAUGAUACAACUGAUCAUGUUUGGACUGAAGUUUAUUCAGAAAACCAACAUCGUUGGCUUCAUUGUGAUGCAUGUGAAAAUCUUUGCGAUUCUCCACUUAUUUAUGAAAAAGGAUGGAGAAAAAAUUUAUUAUUUUGUAUUGCUUUUGCUAAAGAUCAUAUUGAAGAUGUUACUUGGAAAUAUGUUACAAAUUUUAAACAAACAAUACAAAGAAGAAAUAUUAAUGAAAAAAUAUUUGCUAAAACUAUUUCACGAGUGAAUGAAAAACUUCAGUCACAACUUAAUCAACAAGAAAAAAAUAAAAUUAUUUCUAAUCGAAUAGAAGAUAUUGUUAGCAUGUUAAAUGAAGAAAAGUUGACAAAAGAAAGUGAAUUACAUGGAAGACAAAGUGGUUCACUUGGCUGGAAAUUAGCACGAGGAGAAACAGAUCAGCAAGAUGAUAUAACAAAUGGAUUUAUUUAUUUCAUAAAUAAUGAAGAAUGUGACAAAGAACAAUUUCAUCGAUUUCACAACAUUAAUAUUCAAUGUCCAUCAACAAGUUUUGAUCAGUAUGCUCAAAUUAGUUGCCAAUUACAAUUAGGAGAUGAACAACUUAUUGAUAUACCACAAAAUUCAAAUUCAUCGUUUGAAUAUAUUGUAGAUCAAACAAAACAUUCUUUGUCAAAUCUUCGAAUUCAAUUUAAAGCAAUAUUAACAAGUUCAAAUGAUAAUAAUGAUGAUAAUGCUUGGCAAAAAGCUCAAUUAUUUCGACAAUCAAUAGAGCAAAUAUCCAAUAAUGAUCAUUCACAUUUUCUUAGAAUAAUUGCUACUAUUAUUAAAAGAACAUUUUAA